Molecule: messenger RNA, 2144 nt
Organism: Cryptomeria japonica (Japanese cedar)
Lineage: Eukaryota; Viridiplantae; Streptophyta; Pinopsida; Cupressales; Cupressaceae
Product: pentatricopeptide repeat-containing protein At4g02750-like
Exons: 5
Coding region: 222-1316 (364 amino acids)
Biological process (GO): RNA modification
Molecular function (GO): protein binding; RNA binding
Source: RefSeq, a predicted model, not a curated record
AACAGAAGCCUGGAAGAUAUGAGAACGAUAAGAGUUUUCACGAGCAUCUGGACUGGUUUUGAUUUAUAUUCACCAAAAUCAGCAAAUGGUUUGGUUUGGAAUCAUACGGAAACGAUGACGGUGGCCCUCUACAUUUGUACCAAUCCACAUUCAUACAAUGUCCUCUAUUGCUCAUUUCAAUCUCAAGCUCAGAGCACUUUGCACGCAAGGUCGCUUGAAGGAUGCAGUAUACGUUCUGCUUAAUACAUACAACGUUGCAAACCUGCAUUGACAAGAAAACCCUCUCAGAGGGUAAAAAAAUCCACUUUCACAUCAGUGACAGAAUACCUACGCUUGCAACAGACACAUUUCUACAGAAUAAAAUUUUCAGCAUGCAUGACAAGUGUGGAAGUGUUGCGGAUGCUCGCAAAGUUUUCAACAUAAUAACUGAACCAGACGGAGUCUCAUGGAAUAUGAUAAUUGCAGCUUACAGAAGGCAUAGAAUUCCUCAAGAGGCAUUGACAUUGUUUCAUCAAAUGCAACAAAUGCCUGUUCAACCUGAUCAGUUUACUCUCUCUGGAUAUGCACAAAAUGGUAUUCUUGACGAGGCUUUGAGACUUUUCAACGAAAUGCCUCAACCGAACGUGGUCUCGUGGACUGCAAUCAUUGCUGGCUAUGCACAAAAUGAGUUUGCUGAAAGAGCCUUGGAGAUUAUCAUCCUCUCCGCUUGUGCCAAACUUGCAGCUUUCGAACAAGGAUAUGUACAAAAUGGUCUUGUUAAUAAAGCUGUGGAGGUUUAUAAGCAAAUGCAACUGGCAAGUGUGAUGCCAGAUGAAGCAACUUUUGCCAGCAUCCUUCCUGCUUGUGCCAAACUGGGAGCCUUGGAACAGGGUAAGGAGUUUCAUCAGAGAAUAAUAAAAAAUGGGAUCUUAUGGAACCUGGUUACAAAUGCUCUGAUAUACAUGUAUGCAAAAUGUGGUACUAUGUACAAGGCACGUCAAUUGUUUGAUAACAUGUCGCAGUCAGAUGUAGUUUCAUGGAAUGCAAUGAUUGAAGGAUAUGCAAUGAAUGGCUAUACUGAAGAUGCCCUCAAACUCUUUGAACUAAUGAAACACUCUGGAACCAAGCCUGAUCGUGUAAGCUUUUUUUGUGUUUUAUUUGCAUGCAGCCAUGCAGGUAUAGUGCAUAACCGCUGUGAAUACUUCAAUUGCAUGAGUGACUCUUAUUCCACUAUGCCUACACUAGAUCAUCAUGUAUGCAUGGUAGACCUUCUUGCCCGUGCUGGCUAUCUUGAUGAAACUCUUAACUUCAUUGGUACGUGCUUUUUGCGUAGGUGAUAGAUCACACCCACAAACGGAAGAGUUCUAUGCAGAGUUGGAGAAAUUGUCGUGGGAGAUGAAGGCAGGAGGGUAUCUGUCAGAUACAAAACCUGUGUUGAGUGAUGUGGAAGAGGAGGAGAAGGAAUUUCUUCUCUGCCACCAUAGUGAGAAGUUGGCAUUUGCAUUUGGGUUAAUAAACACCCCCCUGGAACAACUAUUAGAGUUGUCAAGAACCUCCGAGUAUGCAUCAACUGCCAUACUGCAACCAAGUUUAUCUUAAAGAUUGUUGCUCGAGAAAUUGUUGUGAGGGAUGCAAACCGUUUCCAUCAUUUCAAGAAUGGACAAUGUUCUUGUGCAGAUUAUUGGUGAUUGUAAGGGAAACAAGCCAUAAACAGAAGCUCGCACCAUAACAAGGCAUGACAUCAGACUUGGAGAGAUAAAAAGAAAUCAGGAAGCGUGUAAAUCUCUGGACUGAAAAGCUUGAGGAGGCAGAAGAUUGCGAAAUGGAGAGCGAGAGGAAUGCAUGGCUAGAUCUUCUCAGCCAAUAAGGAAUCUGAGAUAAGGUCUCACAAUCAAGCCAAUGCUGGGAUACACUGAGAUAAGAGCAUCUCUUGAUUGGAUACCAAGGCAUUCUGCAAUUUAGCCCAUCUCCCGAUCUAGUUAAUUGCUAUGAACUAGUGUUGGAGUUUCUUAAUGGAGAGGUGAAAAAAAUUACGCUAUCAAAUAUGUCUUUAGUUUACGUAAAAUAAAUUUUGUCCCCGGAUCCUUCUAUUAUGUUUUACCAUACAAAUGCAAUAACUAGUAUACCUAUCUUUAGAGAAAUAUAGGUAAAGUACGCCGAAAGAU